Molecule: messenger RNA, 638 nt
Organism: Scheffersomyces coipomensis
Lineage: Eukaryota; Fungi; Ascomycota; Pichiomycetes; Serinales; Debaryomycetaceae
Gene: RPL25
Product: 60S ribosomal protein uL23
Exons: 2
Coding region: 90-524 (144 amino acids)
Biological process (GO): ribosomal large subunit assembly; translation
Cellular component (GO): ribosome; cytosolic large ribosomal subunit
Molecular function (GO): structural constituent of ribosome; rRNA binding
Source: RefSeq, a predicted model, not a curated record
GACAAAAAAAAAUUAUCAAAAUAUUUUGGAUUAUAAUAAUUUUCAAUCAAUCCUUUUUUCAGUUUUGUUUAAUCAAGUAUUAAGUAAUAAUGGCUCCAAAUUCUACUACUAAAGCUUCUACUGCUAAAAAGGCCGCUUUAAAAGGUACUAACGCCAAAAAGGCUUUAAAAGUUAGAACUUCUACUUCUUUCAGAUUACCAAAAACUUUAAAAUUAACUAGAGCUCCAAAAUACGCUAGAAAAUCAGUUCCACAUUACAACAGAUUAGAUGCUUACAAAAUCAUUGUUUCUCCAAUCGCUUCUGAAACUGCCAUUAAAAAGGUUGAAGAUGGUAACAUUUUAGUUUUCCAAGUUGAUAUUAAAGCUAACAAGAAUCAAAUUAAAGCUGCUGUUAAAGAAUUAUAUGAAGUUGAUGUCGAAUAUGUUAACACUUUAAUUAGACCAAAUGGUACUAAAAAAGCUUACAUCAGAUUAACUGCUGAUCAUGAUGCUUUAGAUGUUGCCAACAGAAUUGGUUACAUUUAAAUUACAUUUUACAUAUUUUAAUUAAAUUAAUAAAUAAAUAAAUAUAAAAGUCAAAGUAUCUCAUUUACAUUUUUCUUUCGUUAUUAUUUCAUCAUUUUGUAUUUUACCUGUUUU